Molecule: messenger RNA, 4439 nt
Organism: Epinephelus fuscoguttatus (brown-marbled grouper)
Lineage: Eukaryota; Metazoa; Chordata; Actinopteri; Perciformes; Serranidae
Gene: tmx1
Product: thioredoxin-related transmembrane protein 1
Exons: 8
Coding region: 68-1024 (318 amino acids)
Source: RefSeq, a predicted model, not a curated record
CACCUGACUCGGACGUGAAGGCGCAGAGCGGAAGUGAGCACUGCAGGCUGUGUCAAACAGAUCAGACAUGGCGUGUCUGCUAGCUUACAGCAACACAGGCUCCACAAUGUUUUCUGCCACACGGAGAACAAAACCCCACCCGUGGAUAUGCUGUUUGCUCCUGGUGGUGGUGUUAACGUCGCUGCCAGCCUCGGCAAAGCGGGACAGCCUGAGAGAAGUGACCGACGGGACCUGGGAGGAAAUCCUGACAGGAGAAUGGAUGAUUGAAUUCUACGCACCCUGGUGUCCAGCAUGCCAGCAGCUCCAGCCGGCGUGGAAGGAGUUCGCGGAAUGGGGGGAGGACAUGGGGGUCAACAUAGCCAAAGUGGAUGUGACAGAACAACCCGGUCUGAGUGGGCGAUUCAUCAUCACUUCACUUCCAACUAUUUACCACUGUAAAGAUGGUGUCUUCAGGAAGUACCAGGGAGCUCGCACUAAAGAUGACUUCCUCAGCUUCGUCGAUGAGCAGAAAUGGAGAUCAGUGGAGCCAGUUUCCUCUUGGUUCGGGCCGUCUUCCUUUCUGAUGAAUUCGAUGUCCGCUUUGUUUAAGCUCUCCAUGUUUAUCCGGCGUUGUCACAACUACAUGACAGAGCACCUGGGGAUCCCAGUCUGGGGUUCUUAUGUUAUCUUUGGCUUGGCCACUCUGUUCUCUGGCCUUGCACUGGGACUGUUACUGGUGUUCAUCGCAGAUUAUGUUUUCCCCUCACGGCGCUUCUCUUCUCCGGAUUACUACCAAAAAAAACAGACAAUGGAGCAGGCGAGGCUAAUCCAGCGACAAGAGGACGAGCACGAGGCUGACGGCGAGGAAGAUGACGAUGAAGACGACGAAGAUGAAGACCAGGAUGAGGUCUGGAGGAGGAGGAGGAGAGGGUCCCCGGAGGGCCGCCCAGAACCUAAAGGACAGGGUCUCUCUGAUGAAACUCUGAGGAAGAGGGCGGUGGGCAACCGUGAGGAGGAAGACGAGGAGGAGGAGGAGGACACCUAGAGAGUCAGCUCCUACUCCUACUUUGAGAAGAGCGUCAUGGAGUCGGCAGAGUCGGAGGAGCUUUGGUCCUGAGCAGCAGUGUUUACAGCAGGGAGUCCUUAAAUCUCAACCCCACCUGAACCUCCCCUCCUCCUCCUCCUCCUCCUCGGGGUCCCCAGAAACACCUCGCUUCUUUUCUUCUCCUUCCCUUGUUUUGUAACGGGAGCGCUUUAGACUCUCUGUCCGCCUGAGCAGCAGGCUCCACCUGGAAAAAGCAAAAACACUCCCGACAACUGUUUCCACUCGUGGAGACCAGUCGCCUGGCUGAGGUUUAGGUAUGAAGUGCGGUAGAGCUGGAUUUUGCAAUGUUGUUUAUGCUAUGCAUCGUUUUUUAAAGAUAUGUGUGUUUAUUAUAUGUCUUAUCUCAGAAUCAUUAUACCAGGCUUGUGUUCGAGGUUUAGUCUGUUGAAGUUUAUUUCUGUUCUGCUAAUGCAUACAUGCAGUUACUUCAUGUUUCAUGUAUAUUUUACCCACCCUGACGAUUCGACCUAAUGUUCACACACCAUUCCUCAUUUCAGUCUGUAAUGGUGGAGAGAGUGAAAAGUAAAGGCCGAAAGUGUUUGUUAGCAACCUUAAGAUUUCACCCCUGGUUGAUUUGGCAACACCUGUGGUUACCGUGGCAACACCAAGCUCACUUCCUGCUCACUUCUUGUUUCAUUACUAUUGCAGGGUAUUGCAGGAUGUACUGGUGAAUAAUGAAGGAAGUGAUCGUCAUCUUGUUUUGUAGAUGCAUUUUUCUUGAACAAUAGUCGUCAGUGUUAACCUCGACAAGCACACGGCAUUCCCUGUGACUCGUUCACAGUGAAGCCACCCUGUGUUUCUCCAGCUGAAUGCUUUAAAGGCCAGUGUGAAGGAUGUAGGGGCAUUGAAAGGCAGAACUGAUUUAAUGUGAAGCGGCAGUAGACAGUGUUGCUGUAUACAGCUCUGCGUUCACACUACAAGUGACAAAGCAACAGCUACAGUAUUGCCAAGUCGCUGUUGAAGUGUUGCACAAGCGCUCAUUGGUGCAGUUAAGUCAUCCUGGGCUUGUGUGUGUCUGCUACCUGCAACAAAGCACCGCGACUGAGCGCCAUCUAAAGUUGUAUUGGGUCAAAUGGUUUUCAUUAGGGCUGGGUGUAAAGAUAUUACAUCAUUAUCGAGAUAUGAGACAACAUAUCGUCAUAGAUUUUGGAUGCUGUUGUAUUGCGAUAAGGCAUAAAUGGCGUUUUUCCCUCAUUUCAAAGGCUGCAUGACAGUAAAGGGAUAUAAAUGUAUCAACUUACCAGACUUUUCUAUUUGUUUUAACGCUUGCUUUAACCCACUUAUUGGUUAUAUUCACAUUAUGAUUAAUAUUUUCUGAAAAAAUAAACAAACAAACAGAGGUCAGACUCAUCCCUACAACUUAGUCGCAUCACAGAGGGUCUCUGAUCAGACUUAUUGUUGUGUUCGUUUUUGUUUCCCAGUCCUUGCAUUGAUGAAGUGCUUUUGAGGAGAUUUAAAAAUAUCGAGAUAUGUAUUGUAUAUUGAGAUAUAGCCCUAAAUCAUGACAUAAUUUUCCUGACAUGUCGCCCAGCCCUAGUUUUCAUCAAUGUCAGAGCCCCAUUUUAACAUCACAUUUCACUGCAUCAUUGCAGUGCUGCCAUCCCCGUCACGUAACAAGUGUUGGGCGUCAGUUUCUAGUGCCAUGCGUUUUUUUGUUUUGUUUUGUUUUGUUUUUUAGUACCCAGCGCAGGCAGAAGUCUUCAUGAGUUCAUUUUUUCCUCAGCAGUAGUUGAUGGAGUUUUGAGUCAAAGGGUGGAUAAUUGAUGAGUCGAUAUGAUCAGAGCUGAGCGGAUCAGACUGACGGAUGAGAGGAGCGGCUGCUGCAGAGUUGAGUGAAAGCAAAUUUUUACACCCAGUGCAAUGAAUGAUUAAGUUUUCGCUCCAUCUGUGCCCAGAGUUGCACUGUGCUCCGAGAGUGUGGAGCAAUAAGUAACAGAAAGGUGUAUAUAUAUUCCAGCAGCGCACCUAAUGAACAGUCCAGCUCCAAAAAUAGAAAAUCAAAAUGUGGCAGUAGAUGUUUUAAUUGUUGUGGGCUGCUAUAAAUAAACUAAUGUUUAUUUCUAGCAUAAAGUGCCAGUGGAUAAAAAGAAAAGCCUGUUGCUGCGUCGCUCGUAGUGUAAACACAGCAUCAGAAACCAUGAGGCUGAAUUGAAAUCCAGCCUGGGAAUGGCGGACCCCGCCACAAACAUGAAAACUGCUACCGAGAGAGGUCGUUACUGACUGUAAAUACAUUGAAUGGCUAUUGCAGGAAAAAUGCAUGAAUAGUGGGAAUAGCUCUCAUGAAAAUCUAAAGGAUUAUACCUUAAAAUCUCAGCCCAGUCAUUUCCCUCAGUCUGUGUUAAGUGUGCCUCCUUUUCCUCUUGGUCCAGGUAUGUUAUGGGGCAGGAGCCCUUCAUAUGGCAUUAGUGCUUUGCUCAGCAGUCAAACUAAAACGUUGACUCUGACUGAGCUGCAGUCCUUUUAGCUUGCAGAAACAUUAGGUAGAUGCUUAAACAGAAAGGAAGCAUACUCACUUCAAAUAAAAGGCCUGGUGAAUGUUUCUCUGUACUGUAUGUCCCCAUAAUGUAUCACACAAUCAACCAGAGGGAUUUGCUACUUUGUCUUGUGUUACAAUGUUUACUUGUGGUUCUCUAAUUAUUAAAGGCCGUUGGCUUAAAGAACCCAUAUGCCGGCAGGUCUACAGAACAGUAUUUGUAUGCCGUAAAAAACAAAGGUGGGAGCAGUUUAGGGAUUCAGACCUCCUUUUAUAUGUUGUUAAAUACAGAGAGAAGUCUGGCAUAUCCGUCCUAACGCUGCUCUGCUUUAGGGAACAGUAAGAGGACCAGAAUGAAGCUCUCUGCACGACAAAGGGAGGCAUUACUCAGCCUACUGUAAUCUUCUUUUAAUCACUUUUAAUUUGACUUCUUUAGGCUUAAAUAUCAAAUUAAACUUCUGAGGUUAAUUUAUCUAAAGAGUGUGACUGUGUGUGUUGGUUUUUCAUUGAAAUCUUGAACAAAUUGGCACUCUGAUGCUUAUUUUUCAGAUAUUGAUGCCACUCUGUGCUCAGCCUGUAUCUACUUCAGUCUUGUAAAUCAAAAAGGGGAAGUGUGUGUGCGACCAGUGUUUUUAAUACACAUUUCACUCUUGUUUUGAUUAGGCUUAUAACAACUGGUAAGGACUUUGAUUUAUUUUUAUGUUGCAUUUUAUUCCAAGUAAGCUGAUUACUUAUUUUGGUGACGGUUGAAACAGGUUGCGUUUUUGUACCCGACCACUCUUAACGGCUUGUAGCAUUCACUCUUUUACUCUGAGCCGCCUGUGCUCCUUUUAUUGUUUGAACAUUUCUUUUGAAUAAAGGGUUAACUCUGGAAAAACUGUC